Messenger RNA from Knipowitschia caucasica, 261 nucleotides. The record is from the annotation of a GenBank genome assembly. Lineage: Eukaryota; Metazoa; Chordata; Actinopteri; Gobiiformes; Gobiidae.
AUGUCUGGAAACUUUGAGGAGAAGAUCAAAGACUACGCCACGGCUCCAUUCGACGCUCGCUUCCCAAACACCAACCAAACUCGCAACUGCUUCCAAAACUACCUUGACUUCCACAGAUGUAAUAAGGCUCUGUCGGCCAAAGACCAGGACACUGCUCCAUGUGAGUGGUACCAGAAAGUCUACAAGAGUAUCUGCCCCCUGGCCUGGGUCUCAAAAUGGGAUGAACAACAUGACAAUGGAAACUUCGCAGGAAGAAUAUAA